Amoebophrya sp. A25 is the source of this 275-nucleotide messenger RNA. Lineage: Eukaryota; Dinophyceae; Syndiniales; Amoebophryaceae. The record is from the annotation of a GenBank genome assembly.
CCGAAAGAGACCAAGACAGCGGGCAAGAACCCUACCCCGAGAUCCGACAAGAGCGGCGGCGCACCUGUUACGGUUCAACCAAUUCGACUCGCAAGCGCGAGCACGAAGAGCGCAAUGCAGAGGGUGCGCAGCAGAAAAAGCCUCGGUUGAGCGGUGCAAGCGAUCGUCCGGGGCGAAGACCCGAGGAUACCUCCCCUCGCUCGGAGAAGAAUCGUCGAAGCAGAGGCCGGCGCGAUCGUCGCGAGCGGCGUCGUGAUCGGAGCCGUCGUUGUUGA